Molecule: messenger RNA, 1683 nt
Organism: Erinaceus europaeus (western European hedgehog)
Lineage: Eukaryota; Metazoa; Chordata; Mammalia; Eulipotyphla; Erinaceidae
Gene: IL7
Product: interleukin 7
Exons: 6
Coding region: 429-938 (169 amino acids)
Biological process (GO): immune response
Cellular component (GO): extracellular region
Molecular function (GO): interleukin-7 receptor binding; growth factor activity
Source: RefSeq, a predicted model, not a curated record
GCCUGCUCAUUCCUCCUGCUGCGGCGUUUGAGCAAUUCGCGCCCUCCACUGGUUUAGGUCCGAGUGCACGUGAGGACGCAGGUGCCUGGAAGGUGGAGAGGGACUGUGGAGACGCCCUCUGAUGAGCCCCAAAGAUUGAACCUGCAGACCAAGCGCAAAGUAGAAACUGAAAGUACGCUGCCGGCAGAUCCUACGGAAGUUAUGGGAAAGGCAAAGCACAGAGCCGGGCCCUGGUGUGUGCCGCCCCCCUCGGGAUGGAUGAAACAGCAGACGCGCCGUGGUUGAGAAGAGCCAGCUGCAGAGCCCGCCCUCCCCAGCACAGACACCAGACAACACGCAGACCAGGGUCCUGGGACUGACUAUGGGCGGUGAGAGCUUGCUCCUGCUGCAGUUGCGGUCAUCAUGACCACGCCCGGCUCCUGCAGACCAUGGUCCAUGUUUCUUUUAGGUAUAUCUUUGGAAUUCCUCCUCUGAUCCUUGUUCUGUUGCCAGUAGCAUCAUCUGACUGUGAUAUCGGAGGUAAAGACGGUGAAGAAUAUGAGAGUGUUAUAAUGGUCAGCAUCAAUUACUUGGAUAACAUGUUAGAAACUGAUAGCAGUUGCCUGAAUAAUGAAUCUAACUUUUUUAAAAAACAUUCAUGUGAUGAUAAUAAGGAAGCUGUGUUUCUAAAUCGUGCUGCUCACAGGUUGAAUAAAUUUAAGAUGAAUAUCAGCGAGGAUUUCAAUAUCCAUUUAUUAAAAGUUUCACGUGGCACAUUGACACUGUUGUUGAAGUGCAAAAGCAAGGUUAAAGAAAGAAAACUAAUUUCCUCAGGUGAAGCCCAGCCCACUAAGAAUUUGGAAGAAAACAGACAAAAAUGUCUUCUAAAGAUAUUACUACAAAAGAUAAAAACUUGUUGGAAUAAGAUUUUGAAGGAGCAUGCAGGAACACACAGAUAAAGUGAGUGGCAAUAAACAAGCAUGGACUUACAUUGCAUCCUCCAAGAAUAUCUGCUCUUGAAAUGUGGGUGGGAGGUGAGAAUGCCUCUCGGAAUUUACUAGAUGCAUUUUGGUGACAAUGGAUGACAGCGAUUGAAAACCUCAGACUGUAAUACUGGAAGACGGACGUAAAGAAAGGACACUGAAUGAUGCAAACAACAAACUGUCAUCUGUAUGCAGACAUGUACCCAUUGUUAUCUGUGCUGAUUUUCACAAGACAAUACGCUUAACGUAUAAGUUGCUAUGAUACUUAAACAUGCAUAACAUUUUCAGGGAAGACAUCAAAUCUGUCAAGUGUAUUAAGGUACAAGGACUAGAUAAUAACAUUACUUUAAAAUCAAAAAAAUGUUGUUUGGUCCACUGUGCAUUUGUAUAAUGGAAUUAAGGGUGGCAAUUGUUAUCUUUCCUGCUGAAAAUGUUCUGGAGUUUAUUAAAGUGAGAUAUGGAUAAUGCUCUUGAGAACAGAAGUCAUAUACCUUAAAAGAAGUAGCAGCAUAAACGAGUGAGUUCAAGAUAUUUGAAAGAGAUAGCAAGAGAUGUAGGUAAGCAUGAAUGUAUUGACUCAGUACCUUCAGUAAAUGAUAUAGCAGUGUAUUAAUAUAAAGAAUAAUCUCACAAAAUAAAAAAAUUGCCUGUUCUGAGGAUGUUCAGCCAUAGUCCUGCACUACUUUUGUCAGCUGUGUGUAAUAAAACGUGUCUAAAUGAG